Molecule: messenger RNA, 714 nt
Organism: Microsporum canis CBS 113480
Lineage: Eukaryota; Fungi; Ascomycota; Eurotiomycetes; Onygenales; Arthrodermataceae
Exons: 3
Coding region: 1-714 (237 amino acids)
Molecular function (GO): protein binding
Source: RefSeq, a predicted model, not a curated record
AUGAGAGGGAAAUUGGUCAAAGAACGACUAGAGGAACUCGACCGUCUCAAAUGCGAGCUGUACGGCCUGGAAACAAGGCAGAACCACGGUGAUGGCCAAGCAACACCUUCCUCUAGUGCUGACAACCGCUCUAUCUCUUCCUUGAUGCCCACGCCACCAGACAAUUUUCUCCAGAUGAUUGAUAUCCAAGCCGUGCUGCCUCCCACGCCACGCAGCGGUGGCCCUAUUUCUCCAUUUUCCGUAGGCGAUGCCCAGGAUAGCACUGAAGAUCCCGCACGCUUAAGUUGCGGAGAGAUUCCACUACCAAACCUUCAGCCCAAAAACCUUCAGUCUGAUGCUGUUGAAUUCAGUCUAGAUGACUUCUCUAUCCCGGAGGCCAGGCCUAGCGCUAACCGAAAUCCUCAUCAAUCACACAGCCGAUCGCUUCUACAUCACGCAGUCAUCCUGAACGACGAAAAGAUGAUAUCUGUGUUACUAGAACACGGGGCCGAUGUUAGAUCACUGGACGGAGGUAGGCGCACGCCGCUCCAUCUCGCAGCGCUUCUGGGGCACGAGAAGGCAGCGCGUUUGCUUUUGCAACAUGGCGCGGCGGUAACAAUCUCGUCAGCGGACGAAGCUGGGUUAAAUCCCAUACACCUCGCUAUUCAGAACCGGCAUGCAUCGAUAGUAGGGAUCCUGGCUGAAUUUGGGGCGGAUGUCAACUUGCAAUUCUAG